AUGGAAGAUAUCGCCGUACAGGCGUCCCGAAAUGUAAAUCGUACAGAAACCGAUCUCUUACAGGCUCUCUUUCGUGCAGAGCCUGUCACUCAAGGCCUGGAAUCCUUGCUGGCAAAAUUUCGGUCAGCAUGUCAGGACUUCCUCUUCCUCGACUUCGAGGCUGCGGCCGGAAAGAAAGUCGAAGACCGCCUGUGGAAUGCUCACAUGAAGGCCAACUCGAGGUUUCGGCAGUAUCUUGCCAAUUUCCGUGAAGGAGAAGGCAAGAAGAAGGUUGUCGAACGUCGAAAGGCCGAGAAGCUCUAUCUCGAGUUCAUCAAGUCGAGCCAACGCUUCUAUCGAGAGUAUAUCCAACGACUCGCCUCAAACUUCAAGGAUAUAUCAGAGAUACUUGAGAUUGCACGCGACAUGAAGUUGGACACGCUCUCCACAGACCCUCCACAGACUGUCGACAACACACUGAAGAAACAACUCAUCGAUUCAUGUUAUUCUGCCCUUGUGCAACUGGGGGAUCUCUCGAGGUAUCGAGAGACUGAACUGCAGACGAAUCGACGCAACUGGGGUCCUGCUGUGGGGUAUUAUAACAAGGCUGUCGCCCUCAAUCCUACGGAAGGCCGAGCAUAUCACCAACUGGCUGUCGUCGCUCUUGCCGAUGACGACCAUCUACGAGCUGUCUACUACUUCUAUCGAGCCAUCUGCCUCAAUAAACCCGCCCCACAAGCUCAAGCAAACCUGGACCUUGAGUUCAAGAAGCUCAGAACAAAGUCAAACCAAGGCAAACCUAUCUCCACUGCUGCAUUGGUUGCUGAGGGCUGCCGUGACCUUCAUGACCGCUUCCUUAUAUUUCACGCUAGUUGUCUCGGAAAGGAUCCAGCGGAACAAAAGGAUCAGCAAAUUGAGAUCCUUCAACUUCUCGAGGAGCAAAUUCGAGAGCGGUCUGAUGCUGCACUACUCAGAAAGCUCGUCUUGGUAAAUAUCGCCGCAGAGAAGUCUGCCACACAGAAAGCCAACGCCACGCGGCCCUUUGAGAUCUUUCAAUCGUUUAAUGUCAAAACCUUUUUCCUACUGCUCAGAAUCUUGCUUGACGAACUGCAGAAGCUCUCAGGAGCAACCACUAACGAAGAAAAUGCCACAACGGAAGAUUUGGCGAAAGUCCCUCCAGUUGUCCGCCGAAUUCUUCCCCAUUUGAGGCUGUAUAGCGGAUGGCUGUUGAGUACGGUCCACCUCCUGCUCGAGAACGAGAAUCUUGUCGUGUCUCUGCGGCAGAUGUGGCCGUUAUAUGUCAACGUUCUCAAUAUCCUGAUGCAGGUAUUUCCUCCUAAAGCUGCGCCUGAGAUUCAAUACCUCCUGGAUGAAGAUAUGGACACCCGAGGCUUCUCUGCCUUCAGUCCUCUCGUCCAAAAGAUGCGCCUUUCCAACCGUCUGGGGCCGAUCAAACAAGUUUACAGCGAAGCAUCAUUUGGCCCUCGUUCUCCUGGAGACGAGAUGCGGUAUCGACUCAAAUGCCUGAUCACAGACGGAGCAUUACUUGCCCGUAAACAAGAUGAUUUCAAUUCCUUGCCCAUUCCUAUCACAUUUGCCAACAUGCGUUUCGUCUACUCUGAGGCGGACGAUGUUACACCCGCCGAGAAUCAAAGUGCGCCUGCCAGGGCUGUCGCCUCCAUUGCGUCAAUGGAGGGUAUACACAGUUAUCUUGGGCACGCUGCCCAGCAUGAAAUUCCCGCGCCCCAAGCACCGAGCCAACACCCGGCGGCUUUCGACACUGAAAAUUCAAUGGCCUAUCAGAUGGAGAACAUGGUAGAUAAUCUCAUGCGGUCUGAAGCGUCACGGCCCGUUAACAGUUCUGGAACCGCCACGUACGAUGUUCCCGCAGCCACGUCGAACCCUCAAUUGGUGCCACCGGGGCUCACCAACCGAAGCAUAUCGCAAUCGCAUCCUGCUUCCUUCACCGCUCGAGAUCUCGUGCAGCGAAUUCAGCGGUCAUCACAGCCUAGCGCGGCGGACCAGGCUGUGAAUGUGGCCAUCUUGCCCUCCAUCUUGAACACUCCAUUUGCACCACGACCUGGAGAAACGCCAGAAUCGUCACCGCGGCCGAGUACUUCCCACCGUUUCCCCGAACCGUCGUCAGCCCCUGUUCGCCUCAGCAGUUCUGCCCAAUUCCAGGCCCACCUUAUGCACAUGCAGGACCAGGUCCAAAUGCGGACGUCACCACUAGAGACAUGUGAGCCGACUAUGUCGAGCCACUAUGGCACCCCUGCACAUAUGACGACUUGGAUGCGAGCGAAUGACCCAAUCCAGCCUCAAUUGUCACCCUGGCGAGCCUCUUUCGGCAGCGCAGUACCUGUGCAGCAUUCUCCCAUUUCGACCCGACCCCCGGAAUCAUCACCUUUUGGCGCCAUUGGCGAGUCGCGUCCGAAAAGCAGUCGGACUCCUACCAGCGGCCAGCCGGGAUGA
Messenger RNA from Fonsecaea erecta, 2451 nucleotides. RefSeq lists its product as hypothetical. The transcript is spliced from 6 exons. The coding region runs from base 1 to 2451 and encodes 816 amino acids. The record is from RefSeq and is a predicted model, not a curated record. Gene Ontology annotation, molecular function: protein binding; telomerase RNA binding; telomeric repeat DNA binding. Lineage: Eukaryota; Fungi; Ascomycota; Eurotiomycetes; Chaetothyriales; Herpotrichiellaceae. Gene Ontology annotation, biological process: nuclear-transcribed mRNA catabolic process, nonsense-mediated decay. Gene Ontology annotation, cellular component: telomerase holoenzyme complex.